AAAGAAUGAAGUUAUAACUUUAAUUAUAAAUCAGUUUCCCGGUGAGAGAAUUUCUACACGACAUAUCGAAGCAUGGUCGAGGGAACUGAUCUCUUAUUCUACCGUUCAAUCCGGACACUCACUUGCGUAAAUAGCGGCGAAUUCAGACUUACAAUCAAAAUGAUUCUCGUACAAAUGAUAGAUUAGACUAACUGAACGAGAUAUGAACCACCACCUUUUAUACUAAAAACUGGGACUUCCCUAAAAGAAGCGUUACCAUUUUUAUAUACAUCUGUAUAUCAUAUUAUGUAUAUCCCGAGAGUUCGCGAUCUCUGACUCAACCCCUUCCGUGGGGUGGAAACCUGACUAGCCGCGAACGUUCUACAAGCGUACGGAGACGAAAAAGUAAUAUUUUACUUUAGUAAAGCAUUAAAAAUAUUUUAUUUCCUUCUCUUAUUUCUUUAUUUCAAGGCAAUUAAACAUUGCCAGUUAACUCUGAAUGAAAUAUAUCGACUACGGAGAAUCCGGGAGCAGAUUCAGGCCGAACACGGAGGUCUCUCGGGCUCGGGACACGUCGAGUAUGAGCGGUAAGCUCGAAUAUCUGGAAAAGUAUUCGGUAGCACCUUCGCCCAGCAGAGAUUACUACGGGCUGAGAGUGGACGACGAUCAGGUGACGCUCUACCUCUGGCGAAUCUCACACGGUCCACACAAGUCGCCCGUCGUGCGCACCUCCGGUUUCGCCGAUUUCAACCAGGACCUGCGGUUACAAGACGAAAUUCGACGUAUAUUCGGUGAAUAUCUGCUGAAACACAUAAACAAUAUUGCCUGUGGAAGAUACACAUUACUGACGUUGCCGAAGUGUCUGAUUAAAAAGUUGAUCAAAUACCUGACGGUGCAUGAUAUAAUUAAAUUGUCGUCCUUGUCGCACACUUCCAAAGAGAUCUUUGAUAACAAUUUCGUCUGGGAGGCAUUGUACAAGAAAUAUAAACCAUUCUCAACCAGGAACAAGUACGACAAGCUGCGCAUUAGUAAUUGGAAACAGUUAUUUCAGUUCACGCAAAUCGAGGGACUUACGAAUGAUAAAAAAAUGUUGCGUCCUCGUACGAAUAUAAGACAACAGAAACCGGCCACGAAAAUUGAAAAUCCAACAAGACUAAAUGCCAGAAUAGAGAAUUUGUCAAAGUCGAAUCCGAGAAUCGAACAAGCGAUUAAAUAUUCAAGUUCAAACUCGAGAAUAACGUCGAAGACGGUCCAGUCCGAAAGCCAGAUAGCGAAAAGAUUUAUAGAACCGUCUCACAGGAAAACUGCUCCAAGUUCUAUAGCAAGGAAGUUGUCUGAUAAUCGUCUGAAUCAAGUUAACACUGAAAAAGAGAAAUCAAGUACAGAGAAGAAAGCACCAACUAUUAAAUCGCUUCAGAUGGCUGGUCAAAAGAACAUGAAAUCUCUGAGGGAGCAAUCGCUCGCGAAGACCGAUUCGAAACGCGAUUUGGAUAAUAAAGACUUACCUGGUAACAAGAUUCCCGAAUCCAAAGCGAACCGAGUACAAAACAAAGUUAGGAAAGUUGAGACGAAAGCCAGCAGUCAGAGUGUCAAAGCGACGGAGGACAAACUGAAUUUGAAAAACAGAAGUACAACUGCACCGAGGAUCAGCAGUAACAGGAUUGAAAGAAUUUCUCGACCGAUUCAGGAUCAAGGAAAAUCUAAGCCUAAGAGUAAAACGAAGAAGAUCGGGCAAAGCAAGUCGACGAUUUUGAGCACGAGCACUGAUCUCCUCAGCGAACAUUGCGCAGUGAAGGACGACAGCUUCGAUUUAGCCGAUUUGAUCGAGGCAAGCUUGAAGAACAUACGUAGUCCGCGGAGUAUAUUCGAUUACAGUUUCAGUUGCCUGGACAAACCGAAAUCGUGCGCCGGUGACACGAAGGCUCAAGACAUCGUAAGAAAAAUGACGGAUCAUCCGCGAUCUUUGAAGAGCAGUCGCAUCCGAGCACCCCUCGACCGAUUGUCAGAAAAAUCUGAGCCUCUAACUGGAAAAUCGAUGGAUUCUGCUAGAAGAAACGAAGAUGGUACGUCGAACGUGGAACUGAAGAAAUCGAUGGAGACUAAACAUACGAGCAAAGUGCCUGUGGUACCUGAAGAGAAGGCGGAACACUUUGAAAGAUAUGGAAUUUAUAACAAAUUUGCGGCAAUGCAGAAUAACAGUGAACAGAAGAAACCAACACCGACGAAGGAGAUCGAUAAAAUGAGCGUGUUGCGAUCGAUCGGAACGAGAACUUUGCCGGGGAAGCCAAUGAAUUCCGGUGCGGGAGAGAUCAAUCGAAAUGAAGUGAGAAAAACUAUCAACAAUGUUUAUAAGUAUUUAUAAACUUUACUCCAGGCCACUGCCUUUUAAAUUGUUACUAUCGUUUCAAAAUACAUUUGGUGAAAUAAAUAUUAGCGAUCGAUUAAAAUACGAGCGUACACGUUUUCAUAAAAUACACAAAAUAUAUUUUUAUAGUAUUUAUUCUUC
This is a messenger RNA of Ceratina calcarata, 2485 nucleotides long. RefSeq lists its product as uncharacterized. Lineage: Eukaryota; Metazoa; Arthropoda; Insecta; Hymenoptera; Apidae. The record is from RefSeq and is a predicted model, not a curated record. The transcript has 5 exons. The coding region runs from base 479 to 2341 and encodes 620 amino acids. Gene Ontology annotation, molecular function: protein binding.